AUGGAGACUGAAAUGAGUUUUUCUCAAUUGGCUCCUCCAGUCUUUGAUGGUGAAAAUUACCAACUGUGGGCAGUGAGAAUGGAGACUUACUUGGAGGCUUUAGAUCUUUGGGAGGCCGUGGUAGAGGAUUAUGAUGUUCUUCCGCUGCCUACCAAUCCCACGGUGGCCCGGAUCAAGAGUCACAAGGAAAAGAAAACCAGAAAAUCAAAGGCGAAAGCAACUUUGUUUGCUGGUGUGUCUGCAACAAUUUUCACGAGAGUUAUGGCUCUCAAAUCAGCAAAAGAAAUCUGGGAUUAUCUGAAGGGAGAAUAUACAGGAGAUGAAAGAAUACGAGGCAUGAAGGUGUUGAAUUUAAUAAGGGAAUUCGAGUUGCAGAAAAUGAAGGAAUCUGAGACUGUCAAAGAAUACUCAGAUCGGUUGCUUGGCAUUGUUAACAAGGCACAAGAGCAAAGGAGGCUUAUGAGGCAAGAUGGUAUGGUUGAAGGAGCCCUGGCAGCCAACCACAAAACUCAAAGCAAGGGUAAUAAUGUAAAAAAUUACCCGCCUUGUCAGCACUGUGGCAAAAAAGGUGAUCCACCAUUCAAAUGUUGGAAGAGGCCAGAUGCAAAGUGCAAAAUUUGCAACCAACUUGGUCAUGAAGCUGUAAUUUGCAAAGACAAAUAUCAAAAGCAUGAAGCAGAUGCCCAAGUCGCCAAUGAAGAAGAAGAAGAUCAUUUGUUUGUGGCAACUAUUCUUUCAACCAAAAAAUCUGAUUUUUGGUUGAUUGACAGUGGUUGUACAAACCACAUAACAUAUGACAGAAAUCUUUUCAACGAUUUCACGUCUAUAGGAAAUAAGAAAGUCAGAAUUGGAAAUGGUGAUUAUAUUCUUGCUAAAGGAAAAGGAACUGUUGCAAUCCCAACAAAUUCAGGUACUAAGAAAAUUUCAAAUGUUCUUUAUGUUCCUGAUAUUGAUCAAAAUUUAUUAAGUGUUGGACAACUAAUGGAAAAAGGAUUUAAAGUAUCCUUUGAAGAUAAAUAUUGUUUCAUUUAUGAUGCAACUGGACUUGAGAUUUUAAGGGUUAAAAUGAGAGGUAAUUCUCCAACUGAGGACAUAUGUGAAAAUAAGGUAAGGAAGAAGUUGUCAAUAUUUCAGAAAAUGCAAUUCUGGAAGAAAGUUGACAAGUCUCAAGGCAAGAUGCAAAUGAAGCUGAAAAAUGAGCCAACUUAUUUCAUUAACAAUCAUGAGAUGCAGCAAAAUACAGAAGUGAACUCGAUUCACUGCAAGUCCAAAGAUCAGUUGGCAGAUUUACGUACAAAGUCGCUUCCAGUUAAAGGUUUACAAGGGACAAAUUCAGAAUUUGCAGCUUCAAAAGCAAGGAGGUGUGUUAGAAAUAUGCUUUAG
Molecule: messenger RNA, 1383 nt
Organism: Nicotiana attenuata
Lineage: Eukaryota; Viridiplantae; Streptophyta; Magnoliopsida; Solanales; Solanaceae
Exons: 3
Coding region: 1-1383 (460 amino acids)
Source: RefSeq, a predicted model, not a curated record